AUCUUCGCCGGCGCAACAAGCGGCAUCGGCGCCGCCACUUUCACAUCCAUAACUUCAAUUCUGUGUAAUCCAACCCUCUACAUCCUGGGCCAAUCAGCAUCACACUUCACAAUUCAGUGAGGAAAACCAUAUUCCUGAACCCAGACGCCAGGAUCGUUCUCCUCGAAGUCGAUGUUUCAUUGCUAUCGGAUGUUGACAAAUCUUGUAAACAGAUUCAAAGGGAUGAGAGGAACGUGGAUUAUCUAUAUAUGAGCGCGGGUUUGGUGCUGCUGAACAAAGCGGAGUGUGCGUCAAUUGCCGAUGAAUGGGCUGCAAAUGCUAACGGUUGCAGAUACAAAAGGUCUGGAGAUCUGCUUCGCGCUGUCAUACUACACCCGCAUCCACCUCAUCUCAAAUCUUCGGGGGUGUUUUGGAUAAUGGUCCUCGCGACUAUCUGCAGUGUUGUGAAAGUGGUUAUGAAUAUUUUUGGUGUCUCUGCAGAAGAGAGCAGGGGGGGACAGGCUUAUCAUCUUAUAUAUAGUAAUUUUGGUCGGGGGCAUGUGUGGCGGAUUGAUAAUAAGAAUGAAGUGAUUAGAAGGGAUGGUAUUUUGGGAAGGUAUUGGAAGGGUGCAUGGCCUGAGAGGAUUUGAAAGGGUGUUUGAGAAGGC
Aspergillus ruber CBS 135680 is the source of this 647-nucleotide messenger RNA. RefSeq lists its product as uncharacterized. NCBI's taxonomy places the organism in Eukaryota, Fungi, Ascomycota, Eurotiomycetes, Eurotiales, Aspergillaceae. The record is from RefSeq and is a predicted model, not a curated record. Bases 249 to 629 code for a protein of 126 amino acids. The transcript has a single exon.